CGAGCGCACAAGCCAGUGGAAAGUUUCGUCGUCACACAGUCUACGGUCGUCACUGACGUCGUCGCGCAGCCAAGGGACAACAAUCACCGGGAGAACGCGCUGAAAUCAACACGAAGAAAUGGGUCGCCUAACAGUACUGUUACUCUGUCUGGCUCUUGUGGUAUCAGUUGUGGCCAGACGAGGAGGUGGCGGUAAAGGCGGAUUCAGUUGGGGAAAAAGUGGGGGAAGCUCAAACAAAGGUGGAAGCAGCACAGGAAGCCAAAGUGGCAGCAGCAGUAGCAAUAAAGGCACUUCAUCACAUGGGACACACUCGUCCCCUGGAAACUAUCCUCGCCAACCUCAAGCACCAAACCAGAAUCCACCCCCCUACCCUGGUACUGGAGGCGGGUAUCCGGGGCAGGGCAGAUAUCCACCAGCAGGCUCUAACCCAGGUCAAGGAUACCCUAACCAAGGAAGCUACCCAGGGCGUGGUGGUUACCCGGCCCAAGGUGGUUAUCCAGCUCAAGGUGGUUAUCCACAAGGUAACUACCCAGGGCGUAGUGGUUACCCAGGACAAGGUGGUUACCCAGCUGGAGGCUCUUAUCCAGGUUAUCCAGUCCGGGGAGGUUCCAGCCCUAACCAGUUUGGUGGAGGUGUUGCAGGUGCAGGUGGAUAUCCAGCAGCGGCGCAAUAUCCUUACUGGAACCCCAACAACAAAAUCAUGAGCCCAGGCUACGGCGGCAACUACGGUAGUUAUGGGUACGGCGGCAGAUCACCUUUCGCCCAGUCAGUGCAUAACAUGGGUAUGGCCCCUUCAUAUAAAUCAAAGGGGUUUGGCAAGCAGGCUAUUUUGGCUGCUGGAGCUGGGGCGGUGGCUGGUAUGGCUCUGGGAUAUGGCCUCGGAAGUUUCCCUCGCCCCCGUUUCAAUUUCCACAGCCCGCAGGAGGAAUACUACUACAAUCACUACAUGUACAGACGUUACGGCCAAACUCCCCCUGACAGUAACGUGAACGGAAACUCUAACACUCAAGGUGGAAAUCCUGGCAAUGCAGGAUCGGCCUCUGCGGGACAAGGAAACGUUAACCCUCAUGACAUCUUCCAGAAUCCUCCACCGCAGUCCUAUGAUAGCUUCAUGGACAAGUGUGUGAAGAGGACAGACUUGCUCCGAGAGAAACCGGAAGGAAGAUCGAGGAGAUCCACUGACUUUGUUGAGGCUCAAGCAGCAGAAGUAGCCGAUGAUCCUACUGGUGCUCAAGAAAACGCCACAAGCAACAACAGCACUGCAGAAAGGGACACAUCCGGAAGCUCUUUAUUCGUAACCUCAAAGCCGCCCGAAACACACAGUCAACCUCAAGAGCAGACCCAGGAAAGAAAAGCAGAAGCUGACGGUGAUGAAGAUGACACUGUUAGCAUUAUGGAGAUCGGCUAUCCUGCGCUCAUUAAGCAAAUGAAAGCACGACGUUGUGUCGAGCUGUACAUGGUCUAUGCGGAAAAGCAUGCAGAAAAACAGGUGCAGGAUCGCAGUAACAUAGAUGAUAAAACCAGCAAUAGUAGCGGUGACUUACCUGGACCCUUUGGCCAUGGAGUCAUGCUACUCUUUACUAGCAUUCUGUCGCUCAUCUUCAUUUCCCUUCUACACUGAUAUUCUGGAAAAGGUUACACAUAAAGCCAUUGAGUCAGACUGAAAAAUGGACCGUUCUCACCCAUCAGAUGUUAUCUGAGGAAUUUGUCUUGGAUGCUUAGAAACUUUGGACAAAGUAUUCUUGAAAGACUACUUCAAGAUUCAACAGAAAGAGCUUCUCACAAUGACUUCUGUAAAGUUACUCUACUAAAUUGCAACAUGAGCCACCUAACAAUUUGUCAUGAGCCCAAAUUUCAAAGCAAUUUCCAAAGGAGCUAAAACAUUAGCAUACAAUUACUUUUUACAGUGUUCACCUUCACCCAUCACUGCCACCUUCUUGCAUGUGUUUUGGUGAACAUUAACUUCUCUUCUAAGACAGCAUAAUGCAUGAACCCUUUAUUAUCUCCAAUUUAAACAGAAUUGUGCAUGGCAUUGUCAUUUGACUUAUUGUUUUCCACUGGCAACAGCAAUUACAACAAACCAUUAUUAUUUUGUUGUAACAUGGAAUGGUGACUUCCAGUUCUGUUCUCAUGAUGGCACUCCUACUUGUGUAGUACACAUGGAAAAUUUUGUGUUGUAAUGUUAUCUCUGAUUGUUUGGACUGUUAACUUAGGCAUUAACUUUCUUCUGAUGUAUUUAUUUAUUUUAAAUUAUUAUCAUAGACAUAAUUUUCAUGGUUUUUCACAGUCCUCCACUGUUAGUUUUGUUAUUUUUACUUUUUAGGGGCCGUUCACAAUGAACAUGUUUUUGCAUUCUACUCCAUUGUUUUUCUGUAUAAACAUGCACUAGAUGGACAUUAUUGACCAUUGACUCUUUUGCCGUAAAAACACAAACACUGCAUUUUUAGAAUGCAGUGCCACAUUAAAAGACAUUCAAAGAUCUUGUGUUUUUUCAUUCCACAUUCCACGUUUUUAAAUGAAAAAACACUUUCUGUGUGAAUGGCUUCUUAGUAAAUGUUUUUGUGAUCAUAACGGUUUGCUUUUUAACUCAAUAUGUACAAUAAUAGCCCCACUUGUCAGUUUCAUUCAUAUCAGAUGUACAUGUACUAUGACACUCAAAGAGAUU
Sinocyclocheilus rhinocerous is the source of this 2665-nucleotide messenger RNA. Its product is annotated as FHA domain-containing protein FhaA-like. The coding region runs from base 119 to 1621 and encodes 500 amino acids. Gene Ontology annotation, biological process: protein homooligomerization. The transcript has 2 exons. The record is from RefSeq and is a predicted model, not a curated record. Gene Ontology annotation, cellular component: membrane. Lineage: Eukaryota; Metazoa; Chordata; Actinopteri; Cypriniformes; Cyprinidae.